CUCAUCUUCGUAACCGUUCAUUUGUGGUCCGAAUUCAGAGCCGAGUGGUUGAUCUGAGCGGAGUUUUUAUUACUUUUAUUUCGGUGUUGUGCUUCCAAAGUCCAAGUGUGUUUGUUUUAAAAAUGUGGUGCAAUUCAAAGAGUAUUAUGUUGCUGCUGACAACAUUAUUGUUUACAUUGAAAACAGUCAGUGCGUUGAUACCAUCAAAUUCAACGGCAUUAGCUCGCAUGCAACCGGAUGACAUCUUUUACGAUAUGCCAGUGUACUAUCAGUCAAAUACACCAAUUCGACAAUUCCUUUCUAAGCAACAAAUGAAGCGGCAUAUUGAGGAAAUUUUAAAACCACUUGAGAAAUUCAUUGUCAACGAAGAUCGACGAAUUGCCGUACGUCGGAAGCGUCAAGACGGCGGUCAAUUCCUUCCAGCCUUACUUCCACCACCGACAAUUGUUCAAGUUGAAGAAUACAAAUUCGGCUUUAUUGCAUCCGCACAAAUUGGAGACUAUAAUUUCAGUUGUCAACAAUCAAAUGGAGAUUUGAUUAUUUACAAUCCAACAUUCCCAGUGGAAACUCAAACACGUUCAGUGCCUGUGUUCACCGAGUUCCAAUUGCAUCCACGUCCAGGAGUUUGGUGGUGGGUCAUCUGUGUAACAUUUGAAUCUGGUGGUGCUGGAAUGGGAGUAACUGGCGCUCAAAAUCCCGGCGGUGAUAAAGGAAUUGAUCCAAAUGCAUUGAAAUCAUUGGUUGGCUAGAUCUUGCUAACAUUCAUUAUCAACAACAACAACAACAAAAAAAAAACUUGUGCGCGUUUUAGUAUAUUAUCUAAAGCCAUAACAAGCUUUUAAAUAUUUAAAUUAUUAUCAUUUGUUAUUUUAAAAAUUUCACCAAGUUUCAUUUGUAUUAAUUUAACAAGAAAAAUAUCGAUUUUUGAAAAAGCAAAUGUGUAAAAGAAUUGAAAAUGGAGAUUUGUUUGAAUAAAUUAGCCAUGAAUGUGCGAAUAACAAGCAAA
Contarinia nasturtii (swede midge) is the source of this 1006-nucleotide messenger RNA. RefSeq lists its product as uncharacterized. The coding region runs from base 123 to 749 and encodes 208 amino acids. Lineage: Eukaryota; Metazoa; Arthropoda; Insecta; Diptera; Cecidomyiidae. The transcript has 3 exons. The record is from RefSeq and is a predicted model, not a curated record.